This is a messenger RNA of Microstroma glucosiphilum, 300 nucleotides long. RefSeq lists its product as hypothetical. The transcript is spliced from 2 exons. The record is from RefSeq and is a predicted model, not a curated record. Bases 1 to 300 code for a protein of 99 amino acids. Lineage: Eukaryota; Fungi; Basidiomycota; Exobasidiomycetes; Microstromatales; Microstromataceae.
AUGGCCCAAGGUUUCAAGCCGGCAAAGGCCGCAUCGGCACAGCAGCAGCAGAAGAGGAAACAGACGAGCAGUGUGGCCAAGAAGGCCAUCCAGCCAAAGAAGGGAGCUCGGGUCUGCCCACCCAAGAAGGCCCCCGCUAUCGCCAUGGCUACCAAGAAGCGGCAACAAAACGCCUCAGUCGUUGGGCAUAUGGAGCAAGAGAUGAUUGGACGAGCGGCUGGUGGUGGACCACUGAAGAUGCUCAAGGCGGCGAAGAAGGAUGAGGAUGAGAAGGAUAAGGAUAAGUCGAAGAAGAAGUGA